GUUCUUCUGUGUCGAGGCCUGGAGGUUCCAUUAUUUUUGUUGCAGGGGCAUAUUGGAAAGCGCUGAGAAGUUCAGACUAAACUGAGGAGUCAGAGAACUAAUCUACGAUGUGCUGACAACAUGAUGAAUCUCGAGGUUCUCUUCAUUCCGCAGAUUUGACCGGAAAUAACACUCAGAGACAUAUAGCAACGAUGCAUGCAGACACAACCGUGCUAAACCAUAUCAGACCUGAUGGCUCUAAGUACCUGGCACGUUGUGGAAUACAAUGCCACAAGCGGCGAUGUUAUUGAGAAGCGCAGACAGCAAGGAUACUCCGAUACCAGCACCUGGGCUCGUGGGCAAGCAUGGGCGAUCUACGGGUUUGCGAACAGUACGUCUAGGUCAUGAAUUGGCUGGAUGCAUGUGUGCAACAUUUCUGCUUCCCUCAUUUUCCCUCCAAAUGUCCCCUGGCCCCAUUCUUCUUUUAUUACCUGUACAGUAGGGUCAUACAUCUACGGGAUUUUUUUACAAGAUGUGAGGUUUGUCAAA
Molecule: messenger RNA, 528 nt
Organism: Laccaria bicolor S238N-H82
Lineage: Eukaryota; Fungi; Basidiomycota; Agaricomycetes; Agaricales; Hydnangiaceae
Product: glycoside hydrolase family 88 protein
Exons: 2
Coding region: 232-387 (51 amino acids)
Biological process (GO): polysaccharide catabolic process
Molecular function (GO): chondroitin hydrolase activity
Source: RefSeq, a predicted model, not a curated record